AUGCAUGUGGGCAAGAUGCCAACAACGUCUUCGAAACGUCAUCCCCCGACCACGAAGCAUAGCAAGCUAUCGUUCCCCGAUGAUAAUGUGCUUCUGGUCGAGAUCAACAGACCAAAAGCUCUCAAUUCUUUAACUAUUGCGGCCAGUCACGAGCUAGACGAGGUGUUUCAGUGGUUCGACGACGAAUCGAACCUACGCGUCGCCAUAAUCACGGGCGUUGGGAAGGCCUUUUGCGCCGGCGCUGACCUGAAAGCUGAAGACGGCGAGAGUGUGGUGGGUAGAGCACUCGACUACGCCAGGCUGAUCGCGGCCAACAGCCCGGAUGCCACCAUCGUCACGCGGGAAGGACUGAACAUGGGCUUGGAAGCACUAGGCGUGGCAGAUGCGAGCCGUCUCUUCCUUGAGGGCUGGAGCAGGCGGAUCUACGAGGGGACGAAUAUCCAAGAAGGUCUUGACGCGUUUGAGCUCGAUAAGGAUUUUGCUGUCUUUCCUACCUACCCCUUGGCCCUUGUUUUCAAGUUGGAUUCUCAAGAGGUGAUUGACUUUUACUCUACUCAGAAGAGUGUCAAAAUCCCUGGCGUGCCCCCGCUUGACCCGACUCGUCUUGUGGACGGUGAUCGUUCCAUCGAGAUCUUCAAGCCUCUUCCAGUCACAUCCGCUGGCCGGGAUUUCGAAUUUCGGUCCACUGUUCUAGGUGUCUACGACAAAGGAAAAGCUGGCACUGUUGUAAAAUCUCAAGAUGAUCUGGUUGACGCAGACACCGGCGAGAUCUAUGCGCGCAUAACAGGCUGUCUCUUUUACGUCGGCCAAGGCGGUUGGGGCGGGCCUCGAGGCCCAAGAGAGGCCCGAUGUCUACCCCCCGACGGCAGAGACCCAGAUGAGACAUUUUUCGUCGAUGUGGGAAACGAGAGUGCCCACUUGUAUCGGUAA
Messenger RNA from Thyridium curvatum, 930 nucleotides. RefSeq lists its product as uncharacterized. The coding region runs from base 1 to 930 and encodes 309 amino acids. Gene Ontology annotation, cellular component: peroxisome. The record is from RefSeq and is a predicted model, not a curated record. The transcript is spliced from 4 exons. NCBI's taxonomy places the organism in Eukaryota, Fungi, Ascomycota, Sordariomycetes, Thyridiales, Thyridiaceae.